This is a messenger RNA of Homarus americanus (American lobster), 1966 nucleotides long. Its product is annotated as sodium/potassium-transporting ATPase subunit beta-like. The transcript is spliced from 7 exons. Gene Ontology annotation, biological process: intracellular potassium ion homeostasis; sodium ion export across plasma membrane; potassium ion import across plasma membrane. Gene Ontology annotation, molecular function: ATPase activator activity. The record is from RefSeq and is a predicted model, not a curated record. Gene Ontology annotation, cellular component: sodium:potassium-exchanging ATPase complex. The coding region runs from base 44 to 994 and encodes 316 amino acids. Lineage: Eukaryota; Metazoa; Arthropoda; Malacostraca; Decapoda; Nephropidae.
GAUCGCCACUGUCGCCGCCACAGUCGAGCAGCAGCCAGCCACGAUGGGGGACAACAACGGUCUCUACAAAAACAUUGCGGAUCGCGAUAACAGUUUUAAGAAGUUCUUAUGGAAUUCCGAUACCAAACAAUUCCUGGGCCGUACCGGAGCAUCAUGGUUUAAGAUUGGAGUGUUCUACAUUAUCUUCUAUGCAUGCCUGGCUGGCUUCUUUGCCAUCAUGAUGGCUGUCUUCUACCAAACACUAGACACCAACCAUCUCCCCAAGUACACCCCUGGUGAUGGUGGAUCCCUCCUUCGGAACCCAGCCAUGGGUUUCAGACCUCUGCCACGGCAAAAGAAUGUAGAAUCGACAUUAAUUUGGUACAAAAAUGGUGACAAUGAUGACAUCAAGCAUUGGGUUGAAUCCCUUAAUGAUUUCAUCAAACCUUACGAGGGCAACAGUGACCAGAUCUCAGGCCAGCAUGUGACAGACUGCACCAGUGGUAAAGUGCCAGAAGAAGGAACUGUGUGCCCCUUCCAGGAUAAAUGGCUGACUGACAAGUGCAAGAAGUCUGAGAGUUGGGGCUACAAUCGCGAGUCUCCUUGCAUCCUCCUCAAGCUUAAUAAGAUGAUUAAGUGGGUGCCAGAUGUGUACGAGACCAUGGAGGAACUGCCAGAGGGGAUGCCCAAGUCACUGAAGGAUCACAUUCGAGAGAAAAUGGAUAGUAACCAGGGUAAAAUCCCAAAGAUGAUCUGGGUGUCAUGUCAGGGAGAGAACCCAGCUGACCAGGAAUACAUUGGCCCCAUCCGCUACUCCCCAUGGCAAGGGUUCCCAGCAUACUUUUUCCCAUACUUGCACACUCCUGGUUAUCUUCCUCCUAUUGUAGCAGUUCAGUUUGACCAGCCUAUGUCUAAUGUUCUCAUUAACAUUGAAUGCCGUGCUUGGGCCAAGAACAUCAAGCAUGAUCGCCAGAAUCGUCUUGGUCUAGUGCACUUCGAGCUGCUGAAGGACUAGUAGAACCUCACCUCACACCACACCUGGGUGGGCUGGACAUCAAAUACCCAUUCAAGGAAUAUUGAGGUUUUUUCUUAACACCUUUCAUAUGUAUUAUUUAAAUUAUUAUGUAUGUGUUGUCAGGAAAGUUGUUGUAACUGUAAAAUUUGAUUGUUGUAAAUUAUCUGAAAUUAUUGUAAAAUGGUCGAGACUGUCGUUGAGCCUACACUUGGUAACGAGGUAAAUGAUACAGGUGUUGUAUUAUAAUUUCCUUAUCUUGUGGUUAUACAACAAAGAACAUCUAUUUUAAGGAAUUGUUGAUGGUUAUUAUUGUGUAAAUGUGAUUAAUCCUGCGGAAUGUUGCAGUGCAUAGCAGACAUAACUAGUAGUCCUGUUGCAGUUCCUUUGUUUAGAUUUAAUGUAAAUAGUCUUAUAUGCAGAAGAUAUAGUUAUAUUUCGUGCAAUCGACUCUACCAACACCUGCUACCCAACGUGAUAGAUAGUGAUGCUAGUGUGUUUUAUUAUAUAUAUAUAUAUAUAUAUAUAUAUAUAUAUAUAUAUAUAUAUAUAUAUAUAUAUAUAUAUAUAUAUAUAUAUAUAUAUAUAUAUAUAUAUAUAUAUAUAUGCAAAUUGCAAUUUCCAGCUUGCCCUGUUAUUGGUUGUGGCUAUGUAAUAGAUAACCCCAGAUGCCCAAGUGAGAAUAAGAUGAUCAUGCUUGUGUUGUGUGACAGUUAUUUUAACUUGAUUUUUAAUUUCCAAUGAAAGUGUAAGUCCCAGCUCUGAAUGAAUGUAUGUUGUAUAAAUUACCCAUGUUUAACCAAAUUCACAUAAAAAUUUUUGCCCAAACGCCCAAGUUUCAACGCGUGGCAGCUCUGACUUAUCAGUGUUGGGUGGCAGGCUAACCUUCUUAAUAUAAAUUGGGUCCAUCUUGGUAAAUGGUGGAUAUUCCACAAUUGUUCUGUUGUUGAGCAAUAAAGAUCGUAACAUCUCCAA